GGUUGUUGUAGCCCCUCCCCUGCAAGUUGGGGGAAGUUCGUAAAGGGACCCGCUGAGCGCGCCGGCCCGGGGCAUGGGGGUCACGGUGGACGUGCACCAGGUUUUCAGAUACCCCUUCGAGCAGGUGGUGGCCAGCUACCUCCGCAAGUAUCCCAGUCCCAUGGAGAAACAUGUCACAGCUAUAAAAACCCUGGAAGAAAAAACAGAUUUGUCCACAGGGAUUAUUUACAGAAGGAGAAUUGCAACAUGUCAGAAUGUAAUUCCAGGAAUCUUAAGAAAGGUCAGUGUCUUGAAAGUGUCUGACAUCUACUUAGAGGAAGAAUCUUGGCUUAAUAUGCAGGAAAGAAAUAUGGUUAUGAAGUCUCAUUGCCUUACCUGGACACAAUAUGCAUCUCUAAGUGAAGAAUCUGUCUUCAGGGAAAGCUUGGAAAAUCCAAAUUGGACAGAGUUCAUCCAGAAAGGGAGGAUAUCCAUUACCGGAGCAGGGUUGCUCAACUGUGUAUUGGAAGCUUUUGCUCAAACCUUUCUAAAUCAAGGAGUCAAGAAGGGUAUUAGAAUAAUGGAGACUCUUCUGCAGGAACAGUGUGGGUGCCCGUUUUCCUGAAAAGUAACUGAAGAAAAGUGUCAUCAGAGCAAUAUAUCUUUAUUGCUGUCACUGUUUCCAGGGAAGUUAUCCAAAUUUUAUUGGUACCAUUUUAUUGAGGAAACAGAGUAUUCAAUAUGCACAGCUUGGAGAAAAGAUGACAAUUGUCUAUACGUCUUUUGGAUAAGAUUAAGGAAAGAUAUGCUGUUUAAAGGGACUCUGAUCCUGAGAGAUGUAAAUGUGGAAAUAAUGUCUUCAUGUGGAUUUCUGGUGAAAUUUCCAGAGACUAAGCAUUCACUGAGAGAACCAACAUUAGCAAAAACAUAAAUAGCCCUUUUUGCUGUGAAGAGAUCUUCUACCAUGUCAACCAGUUAUCUUGAGUCUUGCCAAGAGAGGUAUGAAUAUCCUCUAUUAAUUUUAAUAGUUUAUUUUGAAGCUUAGUUGUUAGCGACAGUGAUUCUAUUCACAGAAUGCAUAAUCUAAUAAGCGUCAAUGGAAAUGUGUUCCAUCAUAGUUCCAUGCAAUUGUAUGGACUCAGCAUCUCUCUGCAGGUAUUUGAUAUUUCCAAUGUGUCUGCAAAACCUGAAAACAAACAACAAAUUAAGGCUUCCUUUGGAAAAAAAAAAAAAUUGUCUAGUCCUUCUGAAUGUGAACUAAUGCAAAGCUUCCCUGCUAAGCCUGUAGAAACACAGAAACAGUAGUUCUGGGAGAUGAGACUACACCCAUGUGGAAUCAUCACCUCACCGAGGAGAAACCUGGUAAUGGCAAUUUAAGUGUGUACUUUGCUAAUUAUUUCACUGCUGAGACUUUUUAGCAGAAACAUCCAUCUAACAUGCCCAUGUUUAUUUCAAAGGAUGUCCCACCACUAUAAAGUUACAUGUUUUAAAGUGAAAAUAUUUGAUUGUCCCCCAAACGUGUGUGUUUGUUUUGUUUUUGUUUUGUUUGUUCCUGAUAGGAGCCAAUGGAGAAAUUUUUAAGGGGAUUAGAAGGUUUUGGAGUAAAAUUCUUAAGGGAAAAGAGAGCUCGCAUGGAUGAGGGAUUCAUUUUGAAAGAGCAAUUUUAUUUAAAACCUCUUAUUAAAAAUACAGUACAAGUAAGUUAGGGCUAGAUUUGGAUACCCUUGCUCAUGCUGAACAAUACCUCAGUCCACAAAGAGUCCCACUGAAGUCAAUGGGUGUCAGGUGGUACUAAGUGCUUUCAGUUGAGCAUGAGUGUGAUUGUUUUUACUAAUGAGGCCUUGGAGAGGAGAAAUUUUGGCAACUCCACACUGUGUACCAUGCCAGAGGAUCUUUAAUAUCCAUGCAGAACAGGCUGGGCCUCUGCUUUUAAAACCUUGUUGGAACAGCUUGA
This is a messenger RNA of Trachemys scripta elegans, 1933 nucleotides long. RefSeq names its product PRELI domain containing 2 (gene PRELID2). The coding region runs from base 74 to 604 and encodes 176 amino acids. The record is from RefSeq and is a predicted model, not a curated record. The transcript has 7 exons. Lineage: Eukaryota; Metazoa; Chordata; Testudines; Emydidae. Gene Ontology annotation, biological process: phospholipid transport. Gene Ontology annotation, cellular component: mitochondrial intermembrane space. Gene Ontology annotation, molecular function: phosphatidic acid transfer activity.